GGGUUCUUAAUGAUUUUAAUCUUUUAUAUUUUUAUAAUUUUAUUGCUAUAAUUUUAUGUAUUUUUGAAUUGUUGUUUGAUUUUUCAAUGCUGAAAUAUUUAAUAUUGUAUUUGUAAUUGUUAAAUUGUAGUUAUUCACUUAUUUUAUUUAAGUUUUCAAUUAUUGAAUUAUCAAUUAUGCCUCCUAAAAUCAGGAAACAUAAAUCUGGUUCUGAAAAACGUAAAUGGAAAAAAAGAAUGGAAGAGUUAGAUUUGUCUCUAAGAGGAUCUCUGGAUAAGUUUGUUGUAAGGGAACCACCUGUAGAGAAUGAAAAUAAUAUUGGUGGACCUAGUGGUAUAGAGCAGCAGAAUGUAGAAACUUUAAAUGAAAAUGAUAAUUGUGCUAAUGGAAAUGAUGGUGAUGAUGUGCUUUUAAACGAAAACCAUAGUGUUGGUGGAGAUGAAAAUAAUGAAUCUGAUCAUAAUCAUCCUAUCGACAAUGAAAUGGACCUUGAAAAUGAAAAUAAUGAUGGUGGGAAUAAUGUGGAUGAUAAUGUGAGGCAAGAAAACAAUGCAAACCAAUCUGAAUUUUUUUACACAGUAGAUAUAUUUGAUCCGAGAAAUUGGGAUGGCCUUGAUUCUAAAAUGAUUGAUAUUUUGGCAGUCAAAGGUCCUAAAAGAGAUUUGUCCUUUGAUAAAGGUCCCAAAGAUAGAUUAUCUAAGCGAUUUUCUGCAACUUUAUACUAUAGAGUCUUAUCUAAUGGAGAGAAAUGCGAUAGAGAGUGGCUUGUUUAUUCGAAAGAGCUUGAUAAAUGUUUUUGUUUUUGUUGCAAAUUGUUUAAAAAAGGUUAUGGAAGAAGUCAAUUAACUAAUGAAGGUUUUGGGGAUUGGACACAUGUUAGUAUAAGACUAAAAGAGCAUGAAACAAGUCCUGAGCAUUUUAAGAACAUGGGAAUUUGGUAUGAUUUGCGUCUGAGGUUGCAAAAGAAUGAGACUAUUGAUAAAGUCGCUCAAAAACAACUUAAUAAAGAAAAAGAACAUUGGAAAAAAGUUAUACAAAGAAUCAUUGCAAUUACAAAAUUUCUGGCAAAAUAUAAUUUAGCAUUUCGUGGUACAAAUGAGCGACUAUAUCAAAGUAAUAAUGGAAUUUUCUUGGGAUUUGUUGAAACGUUGGCAGAAUUUGAUCCUGUUAUCCAAGAGCAUGUUCGGCGUAUUACUAACGAUGAAAUCCAUGUUCAUUAUCUUGGCCAUAACAUCCAAAAUGAGUUAAUACGUUUGCUUGGUUCUGCAAUCAAAUCUGAAAUUAUCAAGAAAGUUAAACAAGCAAAGUAUUUCUCUGUUAUUCUUGAUUGUACUCCUGAUAUUAGCCACCAAGAGCAAAUGUCUUUAAUAAUAAGAUAUGUUGAUGUUUUUUCAAAACCCAUGAUUAUUGAAGAGUCUUUUUUAGGAUUCCUAAUUGUGAAUGACACAAGUGGUCAAGGGCUUUUUGAUGUUUUACAAAAAGAGUUGAAAGAUCUUGGUCUUGACAUAGAUAAUGUGCGUGGACAAGGUUAUGAUAAUGGAGCUAAUAUGAAAGGAAAACAUCAAGGAGUACAAAAGAGACUUUUAGAUAUAAAUCCUAGAGCUUUUUAUACUCCUUGCGGUUGCCAUAGUCUAAACUUGUUGCUAUGUGAUAUGGCUAAUACUUGUGGUAAAGCUAGGGAUUUUUUUGGGAUCAUUCAACGAAUUUAUACGAUAUUUGCAAAUUCCACAAAAAGGUGGAAAAUUUUGAAAGAUAAUGUUAAAGGAUUGACUCCUAAGUCUUUAUCAUCCACUCGUUGGGAAAGUCGUGUUGAUAGUGUUAAAGCCAUUAGAUUUCAAAUGAUUGAUAUACGUGAAGCUUUACUCCAAGUAGCAGAAGAAACCACUGAUUAUGAUAACAAAGGAUUGAGUGAAGCUAAAUCUUUAGCAGAAAAUGAGCUUUGUGAUUUUGAGUUUUUGGUAGCAAUAGUUAUUUGGUAUGAAAUACUAUAUGCUGUUAACUUGGUUAGUAAAAAUUUACAAUCGGAUGAUAUGCUACUUGAUGUUGCUAUUGAAAAAAUAAAGGGCUUGGCUUCUUUUUUUGAGAAAUAUAGAGAAACGGGUUUUAAUGAUGCCCUUAACACUGCCAAGGAGAUUGCUCUUGAGAUGAAUGUUGAUCCUGUUUUUCCUCAAAAACGUGAAAUUCGUAGAAAACGUUUUUUUGAUGAGAAUCCAGAUGAUGCACCAUCUGUUUCACAAUCUGCAGAGGAGUCAUUUAGAGUAAAUUAUUUCUUAUUCAUUAUUGAUCAAGCCAUUGUUUCUCUUAAGAGGAGAUUUGAGCAAUUUCAAGAAUAUGAAAAUCUAUUUGGCUUUCUAUUUACUUCUUAUAAGUUGCAGUCACUUGAUGAUGAAAGUUUGAAGUCAUGUUGUGCUAACUUUGUAAUUGCACUUGAGGAUAAUAGUGGGCAAUCUGAUAUUAAUGGGGACGAACUGUAUGUCGAGUUAAGGUUACUUAGAGAAUUUUUGCCUCGACAAAACAUGGGACCAUUAGAUAUCUUAAUGUUCUUGAAAGGUCAUGAUUUUUUUCCUAACACAUUUGUUGCAUACAGAAUUUUGUUGACUGUACCUGUCACCGUUGCAUCGGCCGAGAGAAGUUUUUCCAAAUUGAAGUUGUUGAAGUCAUAUAUGCGAUCUACGAUGACACAAGAAAGACUCAAUGGAUUGGCGAUGAUGGCAAUUGAGAACGAUAUUUUGGAAACAAUUGAUUAUGAAGAUAUAAUUGAUGAUUUUGCUUCAAAGAAUGUUAGGCGAAUGUAUUCUGGUUUAGUUUUUGGUCUUGGUCUCUGGUUUGCUCAGGCCAAUCUGUUGUUGUUGUGCCUCUUGUUCAGUGUUCCUGUUGUGCAGGCUGCCACUCUGCCAGGCUUACUGCAGACCAGUGUCUGCUCAUCUGCUGCUUGCACUGCUCAUCUGCUGCCUGACUGUGCUGACUGCCUGCUCUUUGCUCUGCUGAUUGCUUGGUCUGCAAUGCUGCUUGCUCGGCUAACUGUUGAGUGUUUGCUUUGUUUGUGCUGCUGCGGGCUCUACAACUCAACUGCUGUGAUGCGUGCUCUACUGCAGUACUGUUGUGCUGCGUGUGCUGCGUGUGCUGAGGAGUUGAAAUUCGCAAACCGUCUUCAACCUGCUUCCCGAUGCUGCAAAGAGAUUGCUGAUUUUGUCGCAGCAAAUGCAGAUCCAUUGGUUCCAACAAAUCGAAAAGUUGGCAAGUCUUGCCAUCUAUGGAAGUGGCUCUGUUGGUUUAAGAUCAUGGGAAAUCUAUUAGCCUUGUUCUCUUCACCUGAUGUGACUGCAGCUCGUGCAUCACCUGUUCGUUACCAAAGUGGUGCUGUUCGUGCAGCAAUCCUUGCUCCUGCCUCUGUGCCAAGAACCCAUGCCGUGGUUGCUUCAGUUGCGGAAGCUGCACAAACUGCUGCAGUUGUGGUAAGUGCACAAACUGCUGCAGUUGUGGUAAGUGCACAAACUGCUGCAGUUGCGGAAGCUGCAAAAAUUGCUGCAGUUGCGGAAGCUGCACGAACUGCUGCAGUUGUAGUGGAAAUAGUUGCAGUUGUUUGA
Molecule: messenger RNA, 3587 nt
Organism: Spinacia oleracea (spinach)
Lineage: Eukaryota; Viridiplantae; Streptophyta; Magnoliopsida; Caryophyllales; Amaranthaceae
Exons: 9
Coding region: 177-3587 (1136 amino acids)
Molecular function (GO): protein dimerization activity
Source: RefSeq, a predicted model, not a curated record